Molecule: messenger RNA, 1777 nt
Organism: Haliotis rubra (blacklip abalone)
Lineage: Eukaryota; Metazoa; Mollusca; Gastropoda; Lepetellida; Haliotidae
Product: oxalate:formate antiporter-like
Exons: 12
Coding region: 1-1617 (538 amino acids)
Biological process (GO): transmembrane transport
Molecular function (GO): transmembrane transporter activity
Source: RefSeq, a predicted model, not a curated record
AUGGUGACGAACAUCCUGUCGCGCCUGCGCACAUUGCCUGUCCGCGGUAUGCUGACUGUAAUUGGCGGGUUCCUAAUUCAUAGCACCCUCAGCACCGGAUACAUCUUUGUACAUACACAAUCACAUCCCUUGUUUCCAGGCAACAUGACACCCUAUCUGACGUCAUUUCUGCGUGCCAGAAGUGGGUCGACUGACGCUACGUACUCAGAAACUGUUUGGAUCUCUACAGCGAACUAUUUGUCCUUGGCAUUUUGUAUGCCCAUAUUAGGCUGGAUAGAACAGAAACUGUCUCCAAGGAUUUGUACGCUGAUUGGUGGACUUAUCUUCAGUUCCGGUAUGCUCCUCACCUACUUCACCAUGCAACAUUCCCUCCUCUUGACGGCCUUGACCUAUGGCGUCCUCAAUGGCGCUGGGAAGAGUAUGGCGUUCCCUGGAGCUGUGAAAUGUGCCUUCAAGCAUUCCCUCCUUUUGACGACCUUGACCUAUGGCGUCCUCAAUGGCGCUGGGAAGAGUAUGGCGUACUCUGGAGCUGUGCCCUCAAGGUCAGUUUCAAAAUACCGACGUGGCAGGGGCAAAAGAUGGUUCCCCAACAGAUCAGGUCUCGUGACAGGCAUCAUUAUCUGUGGAAUCGGGUUUGGAACCUUCGUGUUCAACCAGGUCGUCACGGCCUUCAUCAACCCUGACAACUUCUCCCCUGAUGAAACAAUCAAAGAUGAUUUGUACUUCACACAGAGCUCCCUUCUAGACAGGGUACCAUACAGCUUCCUGCUGCUGGGCGGGGUCUACACAGCCAUACAGAUCCUCGCCGUCCUCUUCCUCAUAGCCACGCCCACAGACACGCCCACACAGGAAGUCAACGUGGAGAAGAGCCCUGAUCAAGAGAAGAUGCCGGAUGAAAAGAUGAAAGAAGAUCUCGACACCGUAUCCAGCACAGACAGUGGUGACACUGAUGACGACGAUGGCAACUACACUCCACGUCAGGUUCUUCGGUCGAAGCUGUUCUACUUGCUGUGGGUCAUCUACGGCUGUGUGGCCCUUGGCUUUUUCUUUGUGACGAACUUCUACAAGACAUUUUCCCAGACUUUUAUCAUAGAUGACCAUUUUCUGGCUCUGGCCGGCUCUGUCGGAUCGGCCUUUAAUGCUCUGGGGCGACCGGUCUGGGGAGCCGUGGGGGACAAGAUAGGCUACAGGGAAUCACUCACUAUUGUCAUCGGGGUGUUUGGAACAGCAGGAGCGACCUUCACCUUGUGUGAAUAUGGCGGGAAAGUGAUGCUGAUGAUCUGGCUGUGUCUGAUCUACGGGACAAUCUCGGGAUUCUACGCCCUAAUGAUCUCAUUGACAGUCUCGCUGUAUGGUCAGAAGUACUACACCGUCAACUACGGCCUACUCUACACCUGCAUGAUUGUAGUUCAGCUGGCAGGUGCGCUCCUGACGUCACAGCUGAAAUCCGCUAUUGGAUGGCAAGGGAUACUGUACAUAGGAGCCGGAGGGAUCAUGUUCAGUUUCUGUUUGUGUUGUGGAAUGCUUGUACAGUACCGACUGGCCAAGAGGAAGGAUAAAAAGUUAGGAAACAAACACGUCGAGAAUACAAACACGUCUGUUGAUACCCGUCUGUAAAAUGUGAAACUGAGCAACAGUCGGAAGGAAAUUUAGGGAAGUGACAAUUGUGCUCUGUUGGAAUAAUAGCGUUUUAUCACAACGCUCACAGUAGAUGGAACCAGGUAAAACGCAUGUACAUAGGAAGAAUUCAUACUGUACAAUGUUCUAAUAAAACAAA